Molecule: messenger RNA, 2601 nt
Organism: Uncinocarpus reesii 1704
Lineage: Eukaryota; Fungi; Ascomycota; Eurotiomycetes; Onygenales; Onygenaceae
Exons: 3
Coding region: 1-2601 (866 amino acids)
Biological process (GO): aromatic amino acid catabolic process; positive regulation of transcription by RNA polymerase II
Cellular component (GO): nucleus
Molecular function (GO): DNA-binding transcription factor activity, RNA polymerase II-specific; zinc ion binding
Source: RefSeq, a predicted model, not a curated record
AUGGAGAGACCACCAUGGAGCAGAGCUUCCGGCAACCGCGAGUUCCUGCGAACGUACAAGGCCUGCAUCUCGUGCCGGCAACGCAAGGCAAAAUGCGAAUUAGGCGGGAAUCGAGAGCGCGGGAUCCCACCCGGUCCGCCGUGCCUGAGAUGCCGACGGGAGCAGCGGAAUUGCCUGUUCAGCGAGGAUCGCGCGUGGUCACGGAAGAAGAAGAGUAAUUCUCACAGUCCCCCCCAGGCCCAGAAUGCGCGCUUUGCGCCUCCCGGAAUACCCGCUAACGGCGAAGAAGCCAAUAAUGUUAUCAGCACCACAUCGGCUGAGCAACAGUCUUCCCUCGCGGCGUCGCCACAAAUACCCGGUUCGUCUCUCAGUAUCGCGGGCACCCCGGGGAACGUCUCGCUACACGGGGCCCAUAGUUCCGAAGUCGACGCAUCUGGGAACGCUCCCGCUCCGCCGUCCAUGCAGUAUGAGACCACCGGGACGGCAAACACGCCGGCUAACAUGAGCGCGAAUAGCACAUCACCGUUGACGUCGGGCAUGCCGCGGGCGGCGGACCCUACAUCGGAACACGGAGGUUCGAGCGGGCUGGCAAGUUCCGUGAUGCGCACGGUGGUGUCGAGUGGGAAUGAUGCGCUGAACAUUCUUUUUCAAGCUGCAGCGCAGGAACAAGGGAAUAGUAUGGGUGAUUUGGCAACGAAUGCGCGGGGGCCUUUGAGCCAGAGCGGCCAGCCCAUGCAGCAGAUGUAUGAGACGCCGGGCUCAACGGCCUCACUGGGGAUGGCGACGACUGUCUCAGAGCCCACGCACUUGUCUCCCGCGGAGCCCGAUGUUAUCGCAGUGUGGGAUUCUUGCCGGUUUGUGAAGAUGGGUUGGUUCUCAUCGAGAGAGGCCGUGACGUACAUUGAUUUAUUCUUUCGGAACAUGGCGCCGCUGUCGCCGAUACUGUCCAAUUUCUACUCACACCAUCGCAGCCACUACUGGCUAAUUACGCAGGAACCCGUCCUUUGUUGCACGAUCUUGAUGAUCUCAUCCCGGUAUCACACACUGCCGGGUGUCGGUGGGGCUUCGAGAGGAUUUUUCAUUCAUCAACGAUUGUGGCAGCAUUGCCAGCAUUUAAUAAUGCGAGUCAUGCUUGGCCAGGAAAAGGGUUCGAAGGCGAAGACUCGAACGGUUGGCACCAUUGAAGCUCUCCUUCUGAUGUCUGAGUGGCAUCCUCGAUCCCUCCAUUUCCCGCCUGAGAGUGAUGGUUGGGACUCAGAUCUGAUGAUGUCUCCAGAGCAACAUCACGCAGUCACUCAUCCGGAUAUGUCUGUCUCAGCACCGUGCCGGUGGCUUGAAGAUGUAAUUGAGCCGGCACGGCGAUCUGAUAGGAUGUCGUGGAUGCUCCUUGGCUCUGGUUUGACAUUAGCCCAUGAGCUUGGGAUUUUCGAUGCAGAUGAGUCGCGAGCGCGGAGUAUGAUAUCGAGUCCAGAAAUGGAGGGUCAGGGCGUCGAUAUUAAUCUUCGCCGGUACCGCAUCCAACAAUUACUCUAUGUUUUCAUAAAUCAGCUAGCCUCACGACUUGGAUGCAUGUCGCUCAUGCCACAGAGCCUGAACCAUGCUGUUUUGGCCCCGUUAUCGCAGCCUUCCCUACAGAGCGGCGAUGAGUGGCAUUCGUUUAUGAAUUCCUGGAUCGAGCUCACAAAGCUCUCAAAAUCCGUUACUGAUACCUUCUUUCCCUCUGCAUCUUUGACUCGGCAACAGUUCCAUAGCGGGAGAUACAUUGGCCUUUUGGAUCAUUUUAGGCCGCUGCUUUCCCAGUGGCGGCAGAAACACUUGGAUACAAGACACUUAUCUGCGCCAUUCCGUGAUAUGAUAUUUAUAGAAUAUCAAUUCGCCCGGGUAUAUACAAAUUCAAUAGGGAUGCAGGCAGUUGUAGAACGGCUACUUGCCGAAUCGGAUCCAGGCUCGGUUCUGGAUGAUGUCCGCCAAACGAACGUUGACGAAAUCGACUAUGAAUUCAUUCAAGAAGUUAUAGAUGGCUCAUGCCAUAUCCUCCAAAAGGUGAUCACGCUUGCAGAGACAGGCGCGCUGCGGUUUUCUCCUGUGAGAAUUUUUCUCCGCGUGACGAGCUCUUCCAUUUUCCUCCUCAAGGCGCUCAGUCUAGGCGUCCGCAACGCUAAACUUCAAGAGUCCCUCGAAAUAUUAAGUAGAAGUAUUCAGGCGUUGCGUUCCAAUUCGUUAGACGAUAUACAUCUUGGAUCUCGAUAUGCAACGCUACUCGAAUCCCUUAUUAUUCGUCUUCGACGUAGCUUCGUCUUAUCGAACAAAAAGGCUAGCCGAGGCACAACAAGGCCAUCUUCUGUUCGGCCACCUUCUGACCCUCAAAAUCCAAGCGGGCAGGCUGAUUUAAGCCAGAUGGCGGCGAACAAUGGCUCGCAAAUGGAUGUUUCGAAUCCCGUGUUUGAUGAUCAGAUUCUAUCCCUAAACGAUAUCAAUGCCGAUGAUUGGCUUUCUCUGCCAUUUGAUCCGUCGAUGGCGCCAUUUGGGGAUGGCGGGAACCAGAUUUGGUCUGGGUUUGAGGGCUCAAAUUUGAAUUUUAUAUGGAAUUUACCUUCUUGA